AUGCAAGGAUUGCCGCAUGACGUGGAUGGGCAUUUUGGCAUCCGUGUUGCCGCCAGGAGCAGCAAAUUGCGUGCCAGACAAGAGGCUAACGGAAGAGCACAUGUGGCGGGAUCAGGGGCUCAAGUGCCCUUGCGCACCCGGACCAUUUUAGCGCCACGGCUACAGCUGCGCACCUACCAUGACCACACAGCGAUGCGUGAUGCGCUGGAGGAGUUGAAAAAGGCGUGCGGUCACUUUCCUCUUGACGAUGCGGAGGAAAUGGAAAAGAUGAAUCCCACGAAUAGCAGUGCGGGCCUUACACCUUCGCAGCUCAAUCAAAUGCCUGGUCACUUGAUUGUUUAUUGCUUCACGUAUUGUGACUUGGAGUCUCUUUGCGAGUUGGGGCGCGUCAGUCUCCGCUUUGCCGCCCUGUCCAACGCCAACCUUUUGUGGGAAACUCACGCCCGCCUGCGGAAUGUAACAACGAGUGCGCCGGAAUCUGCCCGAGAAGAUCUCCGGCGUGCUGUGCUUGAGCAGCACGAAAGGUGGCAGGCGGAAGUACAGCGGCAUGAACGCGAGUACGAGGCGUUGGAACGUCGCUUGCGUGAGCGCGCCGCCGCUGAGCUCGCGGCCCCUGUCGACGUAAACGCUACCCUCGCGAACAAUCGGCCCGGGAUAUUUUUUGGUGGUAACAGCAACGGUAGAGAUGCCGGCAACGCUGCUGAUCAAGAAGCAUUUUCCGCGCAGUUAGAGCAACUUGAGACAGUGAAACUAGACCUUCUUCGUGGCAUCCGCGAAAUGAAAUCGGAGCUGGCUCAGCAGCAGAGGCAGAUUGAAGAGCUGCAAAUGUGGGUAGCCAAGACAGAGGAGGCAACUUGUGAAGCGGGGAAUACAACCGCCGCAUGUGAAGUGGAGGGAAUUACCUUUUUGGCUCUUCAGGCCUUUGAGCGCCGUAUCUGCCGAAUCGUGCUGAGUGCUGUCAAUGAUCUUCCAACUGUGCUGCGCAGAGGCGUCGACGAUUUUGCUACCAUGGAACUGCUUUGUCUAUUUGGUGCUGGCGAUGUUGGCGGACGUGUGCGGCAGCGUUGGGCUGCCUUCAAACGUUUCUUUCCCCCGAUGUCGGAAGACUACGGAACCGUCAGGUAUUUACUGAUGACUGGAGAGCCGCCGUCUUCAGACCGAGCGCGCGAAUGCAUUGCUUCUCUCGGUGGUGUGAUUCGCCGUGUGCAGCGGAUGACAGAUAAUGAAAUUGUGCAAAUCAUCAUGUAA
This is a messenger RNA of Trypanosoma cruzi, 1248 nucleotides long. RefSeq lists its product as uncharacterized. Gene Ontology annotation, molecular function: protein binding. The transcript has a single exon. The coding region runs from base 1 to 1248 and encodes 415 amino acids. The record is from RefSeq and is a predicted model, not a curated record. NCBI's taxonomy places the organism in Eukaryota, Euglenozoa, Kinetoplastea, Trypanosomatida, Trypanosomatidae.